Messenger RNA from Callithrix jacchus (white-tufted-ear marmoset), 2515 nucleotides. It is a transcript of the gene ISG20L2, whose product is annotated as interferon stimulated exonuclease gene 20 like 2. Gene Ontology annotation, cellular component: nucleus. The record is from RefSeq and is a predicted model, not a curated record. NCBI's taxonomy places the organism in Eukaryota, Metazoa, Chordata, Mammalia, Primates, Cebidae. Gene Ontology annotation, molecular function: nucleic acid binding; 3'-5'-RNA exonuclease activity.
CGGGGCGCUGCGAGUGCGAGCGCGCAGACCUCUGAUGCGUUUUAAUCUGCGCGCCUGCCUUUCCGGGCUUCGUCGGCGCGCACCAAUUUCCGCAUCCGGCUCCGGACGCUUCCGGUUUUAGCUGGGCUCAUGUUGGAGGUGUGCCAGAGACUUCCACAUGUUGGACAGUAGGAUUCAGCAGAGAAUGAGCCCCACAUCCUCUUUUCAUCCAUAAGCCACUCUUCGCAACUGCUCUUCCACCUCCCAUUGUCCCUAUGUCUACUUUACUGCUCAAUCUGGAUUUCGGGGAACCUCCUCCCAAAAAGGCAUUAGAAGGAAAUGCCAAGCACCGAAAUUUUGUCAAGAAGCGGAGGCUGUUAGAACGGAGAGGCUUUCUGAGUAAAAAAAACCAGCCCCCUGGCAAGGCACCUAAGUUGCACUCUGAACCUCUAAAGAAAGGGGAAACUCCGAAGGUGGAUGGCACUUGGAAGACCCCUUCUUUCCCAAAAAAGAAGACAGCUGCCUCCAGUAAUGGGUCAGGACAGACCCUGGACAAGAAAGCUGCAGUGUCUUGGGUGACCCCUGCCCCUUCAAAGAAGGCCGAUUCUGUCAUGGCUAAAGUAGAUUUGCUGGGGGAGUUCCAGAGUGCCCUUCCAAAGAUCAGUAGCCACCCAGCCCACUCCCAGAAGAAGGGCCUCCAGAAGAAAUCCUCUAAGAAGAAUCAUCCUCAGAAGAAUGCCCCACAGAACUCCACCCAGUCUCAUUCAGAGAAGAAAUGCUCCAGAGCAUUCCAGAAGUUGCCACAGAAGAUGGUGGCAAUUGACUGUGAGAUGGUGGGCACAGGACCCAAGGGGCAUGUUAGUUCCUUGGCUAGAUGUAGCAUUGUCAACUACGACGGAGAUGUGCUUUAUGAUGAGUACAUCCUUCCCCCCUGCCAAAUUGUGGACUACCGGACCCGAUGGAGUGGCAUCAGGAAGCAGCACAUGGUGAAUGCUACACCCUUUAAGAUUGCCCGAGCCCAGAUCUUGAAGAUACUCACAGGGAAGAUAGUGGUGGGACAUGCCAUCCACAACGACUUCAAAGCCCUUCAGUAUUUUCACCCCAAGUCCCUCACCCGUGACACCUCCCAUAUCCCCCCACUCAACCGGAAGGCUGACUGCCCGGAGAAUGCCACCGUGUCUCUGAAGCUUCUCACCAAGAAGCUGCUAAACCGGGAUAUCCAGGCUGGGAAGAGCGGACAUUCCUCUGUGGAAGAUGCCCAGGCCACCAUGGAGCUGUACAAGUUGGUUGAAGUCGAGUGGGAAGAGCACCUGGUCCAGAAUCCCCCUAAAGACUAGCAGCAGUGGAGAUGCUGGUGAUGUGGGGAGGCAGAGGCAGUGCCCAGGAGAAACAGCAGCAGACCAGUGACAGCUCCACCAGCUCCUCAUCUUUGGAAGCUAGAAUUGUGGGGAGAGAGCACUACCCCACACUUAAUAUGCAUUGAAAUUUCACCUCAGGUGUUGUGUCCUGUGUCUGGCUAAGUGUCCCAUGGAAGGGGGAAGCCUUCACAUCAGAACCCAGCCCUAUACCGUUUACUUCUUAAAUGGUGCUAACCCGGUGUCCAGGGUGCUCUGUGCCAGUCAAGAUUUUUAACUUUCAAGUGGCAGGGCAUACUGGGAAAUGUAGUUUCCCAAGCUGCUUUAUCACUUGGGCAGACAUUUGUCUCCUUUUAUGCCUUUUCGUCUUGAGUGAUUAACAGCACCUUCUUCCACGCUCAGAAGUGUCCUGGUUGGGGCCAGGCAUGGUGGUAAUCCCAACACUUAGGAGACCAAGGUAGGCAGAUCACCUGAGGUCAGGAAUUCAAGACUAGCUUGGCCAACAUGGUGAAUCCCCAUCUCUACUCAAAAUACAAAAUAUUAGUGGGGCAUGGUGACGGGCUUCUAUAAUCCCAGCUACUUGGGAGGCUGAGGCAGGAGAAUCACUUGAGCCUGGGAGGUGGAGAUUAUAGUGAGCCAAGAUCAUGCCACUACACUCCAGCCUGGGCAGCAAGAGCGAGACUCUGUCUCCAAAAAAAAAAAGAGAUAAAAUAUGUUACCAAUGAGUAGUAAAAUUAAAAAAAAAGAAAAAAGUAGGAAAAAUAAUUUAAAUUUAAAUAAAAGGAAAAAAAAAAGAUUAAAAAAAUGUAUCAACCUGGUUGGAUAAUAAAUUGUAUGGUCCCUUUCCAUGUCACAGACUCUGCUUUUGGCUCAGAAUCUAUAUCUAGCCUGUGUCAGGACAUUGCCUGUUCUUCCCACCGUGACCUCCAGAGCAGCCAUAGCUGGUGAGGUUUAGUUCUUAGGGUUCCAAGGCAGUGUAUCGUGGAAAUCAACGUUUGUGAUUUAGGAAAGCAGUUCUUUCCUAAGAUAAUGGGGGGUUAUUUCAUUUAGGCCCCAAUUGGUAGGAUUUUAAAUAAUUUAUAAGGUGUUUUAAUAAUUUUGUUGUCUUUUUUUACCUUGCUAAACCAAGCUUCUAAAAACUCAAGUUAUUCCGUUGAUAAAUUUUUAUAAUGGAAAAGCAA